AUGGCUGUCAAAGAUUCUGAGGUGAGGUGGAGUUUUGAGGAGCUGGGGUUUCAUUCCAGAAGACUAGCCAACGUUCUUUCAGGAGCCUGUGGUCUCAACCAGCAGGACAGGGUUUUUCUGGUACUACCCAGUGUUCCAGAGGGUGCCUCGUCAAUGUGGUCCAUCUCAAAACAGUUUUGUCCCCUCACAGGUACAGUCCUGCUACCAGGCACCUCUCAGCUGACAGCCAGGGACAUGCUCCACCGGCUGCAGACCUCCGAGGCCCACUGUGUUAUCACAGACGAGUCCCUGGCCCCCCUGCUGGAUGCCGUGGCCUCUCAGUGCUCCAGCCUGCAGCACAAACUGCUGGUGUCCCCCACGAAGAGAGAGGGAUGGAUGAACUUUGGAGAUCUGGUGAGAUAUGCUUCUAGCGACCAUGAGUGUGUAGAGACUCGCAUUUAUGACCCUAUGACCAUCUUCUUCACCAGUGGGACCACAGGGUCACCUAAGAUGACCCAACACAGCCACAGCAGCUAUGGGAUAGGUCUCACUGUCAACGGUAGGUACUGGUUUGGCCUGACGGAGAGGGAUGUCCUGUUGAACAUGUCAGAUACAGGCUGGGCCAAGUCUGCCUGGAGCAGUGUCUACGUUCCCUGGUGUGACCCUGUGCGGACAGAAGAGUGCUACAUUGGGGACUUCUACCUGACUGGAUAUAGGUUCGUCAUGGAUGAGGAUGGCUACCUGGGUUUUGUGGGUUGA
This is a messenger RNA of Coregonus clupeaformis (lake whitefish), 738 nucleotides long. Its product is annotated as acyl-coenzyme A synthetase ACSM3, mitochondrial-like. The coding region runs from base 1 to 738 and encodes 245 amino acids. The record is from RefSeq and is a predicted model, not a curated record. The transcript has 6 exons. Lineage: Eukaryota; Metazoa; Chordata; Actinopteri; Salmoniformes; Salmonidae. Gene Ontology annotation, cellular component: mitochondrial matrix. Gene Ontology annotation, biological process: acyl-CoA metabolic process; fatty acid biosynthetic process. Gene Ontology annotation, molecular function: fatty acid ligase activity; fatty-acyl-CoA synthase activity.